Aaosphaeria arxii CBS 175.79 is the source of this 2072-nucleotide messenger RNA. Its product is annotated as Lycopene beta-cyclase. Gene Ontology annotation, molecular function: geranylgeranyl diphosphate synthase activity; intramolecular lyase activity. Lineage: Eukaryota; Fungi; Ascomycota; Dothideomycetes; Pleosporales. The transcript has 4 exons. The record is from RefSeq and is a predicted model, not a curated record. Bases 1 to 1782 code for a protein of 593 amino acids. Gene Ontology annotation, biological process: biosynthetic process.
AUGGGCUUCGAAUAUGCUUUGGUGCACGUCAAGUACACAAUUCCUCCUGCAAUACUUCUCACACAGUUGUACCGGCCUCUUUUCUCCAAGCUUGACGCCUACAAAAUCGUCUUCCUAAUCACGAUUGCUGUGGUGUCUACCAUACCUUGGGAUUCGUACCUGAUUCGCACGCGGAUAUGGAGCUAUCCGUCACACGUCAUUAUUGGCCCGAAGUUGUUCGACAUUCCCAUUGAAGAGGUCUUCUUCUUCAUCAUUCAGACGUACAACACUUCCCUGUUCUAUCUAAUACUCAGUAAACCCACAUUCCAGCCAAUCUACCUCCGCGUCGAAAGACACGGCUCAGACCGGCUAUGGCCCUGGUAUAAAUUGAUCGGCCAGUGGUCGUUUAUAAGCAUCAUUGCGCUUGGUUGGAGCUUGGUGAAAGGUGGUGUUGAGGGAACCUACACUGGAUUGAUCCUUAUUUGGGCAGUACCUUUUUUGCUUCUGCUUUGGUCAUUGGCAUACCAAUUCAUUCUCGGGCUUCCGCUCUCGAAUACGCUAGUGCCCAUCGCUAUUCCUACACUGUAUCUCUGGAUCAUCGACACAUUGGCAUUGAAAAGAGGCACGUGGGUCAUAAACACUGGUACGAAAGUUGGGCUACAUCUUUGGGACGGAUUGGAAAUCGAGGAAGCCCUCUUCUUCUUGGUCACCAACACCUUGAUCAUCUUUGGCCAAAUUGCAUUCGAUCACGCACUGUCGAUCCUGUACACAUUUCCAGACCUCUUCCCCGAUGCGCCGCUCUUGCCAUCACCCCUCCUACUCAUCCGCGCACUGUUAACAGCAGUGUACCGAUGGGACGAAGACAGGAUCAACGGACUCAAGGAGGCAGUUACGCGGUUGAAAAAGAAGAGCCGGAGUUUUUACUUCGCGAGUUCGACCUUCCAAGGCCAACUCCGGACAGACUUGCUUCUUCUCUACUCGUUCUGUCGCGUAGCCGACGACCUCGUCGACGACGCAGCCACCGCUUCGGAAGCCAGCGCAUGGAUAGCCAAGCUCCACCGCUACCUCGAACUCAUCUACUCUCGUGACGAAAAGACAGACACUCGAAUAAGCGACUACGUCGUUCAAAACUUUCCCCCGGGGACACAAUAUGCUCUCCUCCAACUCCCCUACCUCAAAAUCUCCCGCCAACCCCUCGAAGACCUCCUCCACGGCUUCGAAACGGACCUCGAAUUCACCCCAACCUCCCACCCGAUCAACACGGAAUCAGACCUCCAGACGUACGCGCACCGCGUGGCAGGCACAGUAGCCCGGAUGUGCAUCGAGUGCAUCUUCUACGAUUACCAAUGCACCUCCACGACACCCUCCUUCGAGAGAGACCAGAAACAGCGCAUCAUCGACGCGGGAGACGUCGCCGGCAUCGCGCUGCAGUACGUCAACAUUGCGCGCGACAUCGCCGUGGACGCAAAGAUGGGAAGAGUGUACAUUCCAACCACGUGGCUGACCGCCGAAGGCCUGUCGCACGAUUCGAUUUUGAAAGAUCCCCACGGCGUACAUGUGGAAAGCCUGCGCACGAAGUUACUAGACAAGGCGUUCGCGCUUUACGAUCAAGCCAGCGAGGCCAUCGAGGAGCUUCCCGUCGAGGCGAGGGGCCCCAUCCGUGUGGCCGUGGAGAGCUACAUGGAGAUUGGGCGGGUCUUGAGGCAGGAAGGAUAUGUUGUGAAAGCCGGGAGAGCAACUGUGCCAAAGAUCAGGAGAUUGAGGGUUGCCUGGAAAGCCUUGAAGGGUCGGCUGCAGAAAUGAUGAGGAUAGGUCGGCUUGGUUUGACGUUGAAAAGUAAGGUGGAAGGUCAAGGAUAAUGAUAAGGUGUCGAUGCCAAUUUAUUUCAGCUGGAAGAUACCCGUUGCAUAGACUUUUCCACUCCUUGUAGCUGCUUCUUACUGCUCGAGAAAUCACCUGUUGAUUUGAUACCUAUGCAUUGCUACGAACAAGUGCCCCAAAAGAGCUAUGUAGAUGAGGAAAAAAUCCAUUCCCACAAAGGUACGGGGUAUUUAAGCAUGCCGAAUAUAAUGCCGAAAUGCGAAAAGGUUAUA